Messenger RNA from Penaeus monodon (black tiger shrimp), 1042 nucleotides. Its product is annotated as crustacean hyperglycemic hormone-like. The transcript has 4 exons. Gene Ontology annotation, biological process: circadian rhythm. Bases 186 to 548 code for a protein of 120 amino acids. Gene Ontology annotation, molecular function: neuropeptide hormone activity. The record is from RefSeq and is a predicted model, not a curated record. Gene Ontology annotation, cellular component: extracellular region. NCBI's taxonomy places the organism in Eukaryota, Metazoa, Arthropoda, Malacostraca, Decapoda, Penaeidae.
GCUCGGCGAAGUCACAAGUCCUCCUCUCAAGAAAGAGAGAAACAGACGAUAUCCGACAUAAGAAAGACGUUUUAAGAGACAUUUACGGAGAAAAAAGGAAGAGUUUAAAAAGCGGAGAUAAGAAGGUCGUAAACUUCGAAAAAUCUUUGAGAAUAUCACCGUCUGCAUCUUCUUCGCCGCGAGAUAUGUUCGGGAUGCAGAUCCACUCGUUGAGCAGCGUGGGUCGCAGCCGUACUGUGCUGCUGCUGGUGGCUCUUCUGCUGUGCCAGGAAUCCUCGAGCAGCUUCAUCAAACUGCGUCCAAAUACCCUGCGCGAGUUCCAAUUCCUCCAGUGCCGCGGUGACUACGAUAAGGAGCGUUACACUGCCCUCACCCGCGUCUGCGAUGACUGCCACAACCUCUUCCGGCAGCCACAGGUCAUGACGGAGUGCAAGUCGAACUGCUUCCGCAACUCACUCUUCCUCACCUGCGUCAAUCUCCUCAAGUUGGAACACCUCGAGGACGACUUCAAGAAUAAUAUAAUGAUAGUCAGCGGAAACGAACUCUAAAAACUCUUCAAGUGGCGGACAACUCUCAACAGUGUCGGAUCCUGAACGCGACGGAAUGGUGCCAAACUUCUUAUUAUCAUCAUUUUCUCGUCUUCUCAAGCUGAUUGUCAUUGUCAUGCUUUUUGAAUGUCAUGGAUUGGUUUUUAUUUUGCUAGGUUUCGAAUUUAUUCAUUUACAUAAUUGGUAAUAGGUAAUAUCCUGUCCAAACUGUGUCGGAUGUGAUUUUUUUUACUCUUGCCAUAUUGUUAAUAUCAGUUAAUUUCUAAACCAGAUUAGUUUACAUAAAUGAAUAUUUAUCCAUUCAGAAUUUGGUUUUGGUCCGUAAUAUAACCCUUCUUUGUCGAAUUAAGAAAUAUUAUUAAUGUUUUAUUGUUUUUCUUCUAUCUAAAAUCUGCGGACUGACAUCAAACUUGUUGGGAACCAAAACUUAUUAACAAUCAUAUAACUUUUACAUGUUCUAGCUUUGCUUUAAGUAAUUCCAAACUGUCAGUUCU